AUCCUGAAGUUAAAAAUCAAUUAAAGUAACAUGAUAAAGUUGGAUUGAGAAAACGCAAAGUAGACAACACUAAAUCUCGGAGUACGGUAAACCUACCUUGCUUAGAAACUGAACGAUUGAGCCUGCAAGAGAAGGUCAGUUCCUAGCAUGUGGGAUGUGAUCCUUGGACCAAUCAAGGAUCAAAAUACCUUCAAAGAACGAAUCCUCCACAUUAGGACUUCAGGUUUGGAUAUAUGUAACACGGUAAAAAUACUGCAUUCAAUAACACAAGUUGUUAAAACAAUGGAAGAUUACAAGCAAAAAAAAUCAUCACUGAAAAAUGAGGUUUCAGCAGCAUUUUACAAUAAAAACCCUAUUAAGGAAGAAAGUGUUACUGAGGCUGCACAAGGAUGCAGUAGUGAUGUUUCACAACAAAACAAAGCCCCUUACAGCACAGCAGUCCCAGAAACUACACUAACCACAAAGCAACUGUUGCAGUAUUGGAACACUAUGAAUAAGAAGGUGAAGCCAAUUCGACUGCUUUUUGAAAUACCAGAAACUAGAACUGUAGAAGAACAGGGCUCGAAAUAUGUGACGUACAAAGUGGUGGUAAUAAAAUCCGGCACCUAUGAUGGUAGCCAAGCUUAUGUUGAACGGCGAUACUCAGACUUUGAGAAGCUCCAUAAAAGUAUCUUGAGAAAUUUUAAAGAAGAGAUAGAAGGAAUUACAUUUCCAAAGAAAAUUGUGGCUGGGAACUUCAUGCAAGAAAAAAUCGUUGAACGCAAAUUGGCACUCAUGGACUACUUAGGGCAGUUGUAUGCAAUCAAAGACAUCCGUGAAUCAGAUGAAUUUAUUGAAUUCUUCUUCCUACCAGAGGUGCAAGAAGGAUACAACUGUCUCAGAAGUGGACAGUACACCAGAGCUUUGAACUGCCUUCUGAAUGUUCUUAGCUUGCAGGAGAAACUGUGUAUGCGUUACUAUGAUCGGCUUGUUCUUACGCUCAGUGCUAUCAGUGUGUGCUGCAGAGAUCUGGGUAAUCUCGAAGACGCCUACCAAUUCUGUGAGAAAGGUGGACUUAUUUUGCCUAAUCACAGUCACCACAGGUACCUUAUCCCUUUGCUGAAGGUUCAGCUAACUCUAGGUAAUGAGCUGGGUAAGGACAUGAGGCACCUCCAAAAAAAGGUGACAGAAUUAGAGGAACAAUGCAGCUGUCAAAGCAACCUGCCUUCACUGAAAGAGCUUGUGGUGCAGGAAUACAUUCAAUAAGGCUUAUGUCCCCUGCUUCAGAAAAUCGCCUCCCAAACAGUCAACUAAAGUGCCAAAUUGGUUAUUUCACACGUUUUGUAAAAUAUUUUCCAUGCAUUUUAAAAAAAAAUUACACUUUAAUUUUAUCAAAAAGGAGGAAUUUUUCCAACAAAAUUCCUGACUUUUUUUUAUUUGUCUCUCACCGAAGUAACAGAGAGAGAGAGAGAAAAAAAAAGAAGGUAAAAAAUUCAGUGAAAUCCGCAGAGUGCAAUAACCAUAAAGUCUACAGAUUUCCCAUACAUGGCCUGACUUUUCAAUGUCACAAGUCACGCGGCAUCAGGAUAUAGUCCACCAGAUUUAUCUGAAAUCGCCAGGUUUCGAAGUGUUGUCUUUGUCAAGUGAAGUGAAGAAAAGCAUACAGGCACAGAAUUUAUAGGCACAGGGAUCAAGGGCGGAGAGAUUAAAAGAUCAAACAAGUGGUGUGAGCGGAGUGUUGAUAGGCUGAAUAAUUAGUCUCUGUAGAUGAGCAAAAGUGCCAGAUGGUCUACGCCAUAUUCUUUGCAGCCUUCAACAUGUCAUUGAAGAUAAACACCUCACCCAGAUCAUCGCUAUGCCCCCACUUCUCACCUUCAAUCAACCACUAGACUUUAAACAUUUCGCUGUUCGCAGCAAACUACCCAGCUUUCAGGACAAUGUUGACCACAACACUAGACAACCCUGACAUGACAACCUCUGCAAGACAUGUCAGAUCAUCGACAUUAAGACUACCAUCACACAUGGAAACACCACCCACCAUGCAUGUGACAGAUACACCUGUGACUUGGCCAACAUUGUCUAUCUGAUACACUGCAAGGAUGCCCAAAGGCAUAUAUUGGCAAGACCAUGCAGACGCUAUGAGAACGGAUGAAUGGACACUGUGCAACAAUCGCCAGACAGGAAUGCUCCCUCCCAGUGGGAGAGCACUUCAGUGGUCAAAGACAUUCAGCUUCCUGUCUUUGGGUAAGGACCCUCCAGGGUGGCCUCUGAGAUACACAAUAAUGCAGAAGCACCAGGCAGAAAUGAUAGCUAAGUUCCAUACCCGUGAAGAGAGCCUUGACUGUGAUCUUGAGUUUGUGUCAUUCUAUAGGUAACCCCACUACACUGUUCUGUAUCUGUAACAUCUUCUUUACUAUCCUGUUUUAAUACCAUUAACUUGAUAUCUUGUUAUGAUCUCUCUACCUUAAUUAGUUUCUAUAGUUUGGAUUAUUCAUUACUUUGGUUAGACCCUCGGCAUAUGUCUCUUAUACAUGUCAUGUUAUUUCAGCUGUUUGGUUUGUCUCCAGCACCACCUUAUUUUUAACUUUUUGUAAUUAUCUCUUUGCCUCAAUUAAUUGGGUUAUGGGCCGUUCACUUACUAUUCAGCCAAUGACACUUCAGCCACACCGUCUGACACUUUUGAUCACCUGCAGAGACUUUUUAUUCAGCCUAUCAUCAUUCCACUCAAAUCAUUUGCAUGAUAUUUUGAUCUCUCUGCCUAUAAAUUCUGUGCCUGUAUACUAUUCUUCACUUCACCUGACAAAGGAGCAGUGCAUUGAAAGCUUGUUAUUUCAAAUAAACCUGUUGAACUAAACCUAGUGUUACAUGACGACUGACCUUGUCCACCCCAGUCAACACUGGCACUUCCACAUCAUGACUUUUAAAUGAUCUUUAUUCCAGUUUCUGUUCUUCAUAAUUUAAAAGAAGCACAAAACCGAGCAGUGGGCUAAUAAAUAUUACUGAUCCAACUUUAGAUAUGUACAUGAAGAAUGUUUGAUUUGUAUUGUUCAGGUCUCCAAACUCCAAAGCCUCACUUGCUCUCUAUCCUGUCAGAUUGCUCAGCACCUGUCUGAGGCGAGACUUCCAUCUGAAUGACAGGUAAUAGCUACAUCUCGAGCUAAUUAAUAAUUUUAAAUUGCGUUUACUGCUACUGUGUUUGGUGGGGAUGCAUUCCAUUGUAACUCUACGUGGUGGGACAGGAAUUUCCUCCAUCCAGAAAUUUCUGCCCAUGGCUACACAAGGAAUAAUGUUGGGAAUUGAACAUUUCAGCAUUCACAAUAUUUGAAAAGACAAGCACAAUUGAAAGGGAGGAGUCCUAACCUGAUAAUAAAGGAAGACCUAAGGACAUUCAUGGGAACAGAUCCUUGAUUAGGAAAUCAGUGCGAGUGUAGAUUAGGAAUCGUAAGCAUCAGAAAAUGUUGGUGGGAGUAUUUUAUUUUCCUGUUAAUAGUAGUUAUAUUAUUGAACAAUGCAUUGAACAAGAAACUAUUGGAGAUUACCACAGGCAAUGCUUUAAUCGUGUGGAACGUUAGUCUUCAUAUAGACCAGACCAGUUGAAUUGGUAAAGGUAGUCUGAAAGAUGAGUUUGUGAAAUGCUUUUAUACAGUUUUCUAGAGCAAUAUGUUAGUGAACCGAUGAAGGGUAAAGAUAUUUAAGGUCUAGAAUUCAAUGAGGCAGAGUUAAUUUGUAAUGUUAAAUGGUCUUCUUCCGGUCCUAUUUCUUAUGUUCUUAUUAUCUUAUGCUCUUGCAAUUCAAAAUUAAUACCACAAAGAAGCAGAGAGCACCCUGAUCGUGCUCUGAUCAUGGUUAAAAAGAUGGUCUUUCCCCUCAACUAACCGCAUUAAAUGUGCAAGGUCAUAAGUUGUUAACAGUUUCAUAUUUUAGUUUGUUUUUGUUUUAUGACAAAAUGUGAAAUUUAAUUCAAUACAUGCACUGCAUUGACAAUGUGCUUUCAUAAAUGCCUAGUAUUGACAGCAAUGUCAGCAGAGUAUUUGCUUGAGGCAAGUGACAUCCGUCAAUAGUGUUAGUUUGUCACUUAUUUUGUUUGCUCAUGCAAUGAGAAUGCCACUGGCCAAUCUUGGGGAAAGCGGCGGUGAGCUGUCAUUCUGAAGCAUUGCUGUCCUUGGGCUGUGAGGGUACAUACAGUAUUGGUAGGAAGGUUUUUAGGAUUUUGAUCCAGUAACAGUGAAGGAAUGGUGAUGUCGUUUCAAGUCAGAAUGGUAUUUGGAAGGCAACUUCUCUGCAAGCUACUGAUGCUGGAAGCAGGAGGAAUAUGGCUUCUUGUUUAAAAGAAAUUUUACAGAGGUAUCUUAGGAAUCUUGGAAGUUCAUCCUGACAUGAUUUGUUGUGUGGAAGUAAGGGUGAGAAAAAUCAUCAGCUCAGGUUCACUGCUGGCAGAGGAUUUGUCAAACUCUCUGAAAAUUGAGAGAAGGCCCUGGAGACCGUCUAGAAAUGGAACCCUUUGGAAAUUGAAGUGACUGUGCACUGCUUGCUAUGAUGACUGUUUGCUAAUGUUUAAAAACAGGAAUGCUCUUUUCUAUAGUUUAACUUGUAAGUCAUUUGUGGAAAGAAAAUGUAAUG
Stegostoma tigrinum is the source of this 4599-nucleotide messenger RNA. RefSeq names its product sorting nexin 20 (gene snx20). Gene Ontology annotation, biological process: protein transport. Gene Ontology annotation, molecular function: protein binding; phosphatidylinositol phosphate binding. Gene Ontology annotation, cellular component: early endosome membrane. Lineage: Eukaryota; Metazoa; Chordata; Chondrichthyes; Orectolobiformes; Stegostomatidae. The transcript is spliced from 5 exons. The record is from RefSeq and is a predicted model, not a curated record. The coding region runs from base 148 to 1245 and encodes 365 amino acids.